AUGGGGGCACUCUCGUGGAUGACCUCCAUCUUCAACAGAAGCCAUGAUCAAGCUGAAGAAGAAGAAGCCGAUUACUCUCGCCCCUCUGCUUCACUGGUACCCCUGCCCGUUCACAUGACCGUCGAAUCCAUCAAGGAGCAGUUGCCUUUAAUGGAUAAAAAAUUGCUCCCUCGAGAGGCUCGCGCCAUCUGUUUGAGAAUAUGCCUGAACGGAAGUGAAGAGGUUACCCAGCUUCCCAAUUGUCAUCAUAUGUUCCAUAGAGAGUGUAUUGGUGGCUGGAUCGAUCAAGGCCGAGUGAGUUGCCCUCUGUGCAGGUCCAAGCUAUUGCGGGCCGAGCAGAUUAAUGGGAAGCUGAAGCUCGGAGGAGCAGAUCCAUGGCGGAGGGAGAGAAUGAUUUACUUGUUCGGCCAGGAUACUGUUUUCAGCAAUAUUGUCUCUUUAACUUAG
This is a messenger RNA of Diospyros lotus (date-plum), 447 nucleotides long. Its product is annotated as RING-H2 finger protein ATL22-like. Gene Ontology annotation, molecular function: ubiquitin protein ligase activity. NCBI's taxonomy places the organism in Eukaryota, Viridiplantae, Streptophyta, Magnoliopsida, Ericales, Ebenaceae. The record is from RefSeq and is a predicted model, not a curated record. The transcript has a single exon. Gene Ontology annotation, biological process: protein ubiquitination. The coding region runs from base 1 to 447 and encodes 148 amino acids.